GAGGCAGUAUUGAUUGCAUGUGCUAGCGACAAGCUACAAUGCAUUCACUAAUGCGCUCCAACCAACAAUGUUGGCGCCAGAAGAUCAGUGGCGCCAGCUCUACAGAAAGAGAGAGGAAGACAUAGCCGACAGUCGCAGGGAAGCAAGCAUCAAGCAAGGAAGCAUCAAGGAGCUAUCGGUCGGAAGAGCACAUAAACAUAUUUUCCCCAACUAACACAUAAGCGAAGACAAAGAGACCUCUGACUGCUGAUCUAAGCACCCUCGCCAACAACGCUGUGCUUGCCAUACUAAGUGGAGUUAUCUCUACCAACCCAAGUCCCUUAAAGCUUCUCGUCCGGCAAUAAAACGGAGGUCGUCGGGCUGGAGUGUGUUCUCAUGGCCGAGUCAGAGACUGAGUGUGACACACCCGGCCUUGACACGCUGGGGUCGGAGUGUGUCAUUGCCCACAGCCAGGUCGACCUGCACUAUGCGGCCGAGACAGAGAUAAUGACAGAGGAGAAACGUGGUCUGGAGCUGGAGAUCCACGGUGCCGACCUGUCCAAGAUGGACGGGCUUACAGCGGUGGCGUGUGUGGAUGCCAUUGUCACAGAGACGGACCACGACUAUGUGACCAAGGUGGAACACCAGGGGGAGAUCCAGUGCUUCACCAUGGGGGGUGACGGUAAGGGGGAGGCGCUGCUUGGGGAGGUGCUGCUGAAAACCGAGACGGAGCAUGUGGUGAAGGUGGAGUCGGACCAUGUGGGCGGCGAGCUGACGGUGGAGUCGGAGAACGGCGUUGUGAUCCACGAGGCCCACGGCCUUCAGUGCAACGAGUGUGGCGAGAUCUUCGGCAGCAUGGCUGACCUGCACCAGCACUUUGAGAUCCAUAAGGCCACUAACCCGUACAUCUGCGUGCACUGUUGCGAGAGCUUUGCUGUGGAGUCGAGCCUCAAGCAGCACAUGAAGAUCCACAUGAAGGAGAAGGCCUAUGCCACCACGGGUGUGGAGAUGGUGGGCAAGGGAGUGAUCGACGCGUUCAACCUCAAGUCUCACCAGAUGAUCCACAGCCCGGAGAAGCCGCACCGUUGCUCUGAGUGCGGCAAGAGCUUCGCGGCGGCCAUCACCCUGCGGGAGCACAUGAAGAUGCACUCGGAGGACAAGCCAUACAAGUGCACCCAGUGCAGGAAGAGCUUCAUCCGCCGGCGCCACCUAAAGAAGCACCAGGAGCUCCAUGCCAGGGAGAAGCCCUUCACCUGUUCCCAGUGCGGCAAGGGCUUCACCACGGCCUCCAACCUGAAGCAGCACCAGAGGACCCACGCAGGCGACAAGCCCCACCGCUGCACACAGUGCGGCAAAUGCUUUGCUGCCGCCGCCACCCUGCGGGAGCACCAGCGCAUCCACUCCGGGGAGAAGCCCUACAAGUGCAACCAGUGCAGGAAGAGCUUCGUCCGCAAGCGCCACCUCAAGAAGCACCAGCAAGUCCACGCUGGUGGGAAACCCUAUUCCUGCUCCCAGUGUGACAAGAGCUUCAACCACUCCUCCUCGCUCUCACGGCACCACAAGGUCCACCUGGAAGCCCGCAUCUACUCAUCCCCUCCCCAGGGCAAGGCCUUCUCUUACGGGUCCUCAAUGAAGCAGCAGGCUAGGAUGCACCAGGGCGGGGGUGGUGGCGCUGGCGACAAACCGUACAGCUGCAACCACUGCGACAAGAGCUUCAAUCAUUCCUCCUCCCUGUCCCGCCACCAAAGAACCCAUUCGGAGGGGAAGAGCUACACCUGCAGCCACUGUGGGAAGAGGUUCAACCACUCCUCCUCCCUGUCCAGGCACCAGCGUGUUCACCAGGAGGAGAAGCAGCAGGCCCAGCAGCAGCAGGUGGUGGUUCAGCAGCAGUACAGCGCCGUGCCCUCGACGAAGGGGUUCCCCCACACCACCAUCCUGAAGCAGCGCAUCCUGGCCAGUGAGAAGCCGUACCGAUGCUCCCAGUGUGGCAAAGGCUUCAACCAUUCAUCCUCCCUCUCCAGGCAUCAUAGGAUCCACAUAGACCAGUGAGCUCCCUGCACAAGCGUGCUCAGUCCUUCAGUCUCUCUCACACGUGCAUACAAACACACCCACACACGUGCACACACACCCCUGACUGAUAAUACACCCCUGUGAUGCUUCUGUUCUACCAGUCGGUCUUGAGCUCCAAACCUCGACGACAGCGAAUAAACCGUCUCUCUCAGUAAGUGUAGAUGCCAGGAGCAGUUUGUCUGCCUUCGUGUGGAGCGGUAAAAACAAAUGGAUGACACAAUGAGAAUAACCUUUUCUUUUUCAAGAGGAGGAAAACAUGAAAAAAUAGUUUUGGCCUGAAUUUAAAAGGACCUAUAAUAACCCUUUAUAGAGGAGAUGUCAAAGUUGGGUUGUUGACCAGUUCCUUGGACUUUCAGACAAGUUCAUUUUGAAUUAUUUGUGUGAUGGACAUUUUGAAUGAGCCUGUAUUUCUCAUUUGUGAUUGUGCUUAACUUUUGCUCCAGAAACCCUCUUUUUGAUUGCUUUUAAGAAAAAUUUGAUCUAGAUGAAAAUAUUACCUAACGGAGAGAAACUCUUGUAAUUUCAUUCAUGCAUAACCCCCCACCCCCAUAAUAUGGAGUGCUUUUCCCAUCUAACCUUUGUUCAUGUCAAUCGCCCCUUUUUGGCUACCGAUGCAACUUGCUUUCAAGUCUUACUGUCUUGAUGGCAUAAAUUGGCCAUUUCUCCAUUGUGCUUUUUUACCCUAUCGUACUGAACUCAUGAAAAAUGGACAAAAAAAUCCAAUGUAAAUAAUUGUUAAUUUUCUUUUCUUUUUUUUUUUAUAUAUCUGUAUAGGUGUCUAGUGUGCAGUUUUGUUGCAGGAAAAAAUGUUUUUGAUAGUAACAUCCACAUAGUCUUUCUCAAUCCCAUUUUUGUUUUAUCAGUUUUUGUUUUAAGUGUUACAGAGCUACCAGGAAAUGUUGCUACUGCUCAUGUAUGUACAUACUGUCAAAUCUAGGGUCUGGGGCUCUAUCCAGUGUGAUGCAUCUUUAUAUGUAUCAGGUAAAGUGGAUGGGUAUGUACCUAGCGAUGUGGUCAGUAUUGUACAGUUAAAGACUGUAAAGCAAUACUGCCAAGAGCCACCAUAUUAUGGAAUGCAAUUAGUAGUCAUGACAAGUGGGCAAGAUGCGUCAUAGAAAAUAAAACUGUCUGGUAGCGUAAUCUGAAGUUGACUUGCGUCUUGUUUCAUUGAUUCCCUAUCAAUUUCUGUCCCAGCACCAAAUGUACAUUAUUGUUAUUACAGAGACGAUGGGCUGGACUCAGAUGUUAAAUUUAUUUCUGGCUAUUGCUUUGGAGACUUUUAUUCUAUUAGCAGUGUAUAGAAUUAUAGUUAACUUCUAUUCUGAAGACCUUCUAUGAAGCUAUCAAAUCAGACAGUGUAAUAAUAGCUUGUGUAUACUAAUCCAGGCGACUCCAUGACUAUAGAUUGCACACCCUUCAUUCUGAACUUCCAGGUUUGGUUUACCAAAUUCAUGGCGUUGCGCUUUCUAUUUACUGUUGUGUAAAAAUAUAUUUUACGAGCUGAUGUAUUUUUUUAAAUAUGGUUUGGGUCAUUAGAAAGGGAAAACAGUUUUUAAGGUAGGGAAUGUUAUUUUGGAGUUAUUUUAUUUCUUGCCCCUUUUGAAUAAGAAUAGUUUCAAACCGUAGUGUAGGCUUAUUCUUUGUGUUAGGUAGGUGCCUUAAUGCAUGCUAUAUAGAAAAUGUAAGCUGAGCUGUCACUGGAGAAAAAAUACAGUUGUAUGGUUUUGACAACUCCUUUUUUUCCUUUAUUCAUACUAACUUACCCCCAACAUUUAAGUUCACUAUUUUUUUGGGCUUUAUGUAUUACUGAGUGUUUACACACUGCUUCCAUCAUCAUUGUCUUUGUUUUAUUUUAUCUGUUGAUUGGCCUCAAUGUAGAUUUCCUUUUCAGAGGUUGAAUUUAAAAAAAAAAGUGAGUUUCAAUGUCAUUGAUUCAUAUAGGGCUUUUUCUAUAGUUUCCUCCUGGCUUCACUGCUCCUUCAGAUCUGAGUGGCACAUAUGGAAAAAUAAAGAUUGACUGUCAACAUUG
Esox lucius (northern pike) is the source of this 4078-nucleotide messenger RNA. Its product is annotated as C2H2-type zinc finger protein. The record is from RefSeq and is a predicted model, not a curated record. The transcript is spliced from 2 exons. NCBI's taxonomy places the organism in Eukaryota, Metazoa, Chordata, Actinopteri, Esociformes, Esocidae. The coding region runs from base 376 to 2028 and encodes 550 amino acids.